Cavenderia fasciculata is the source of this 1941-nucleotide messenger RNA. Its product is annotated as putative protein serine/threonine kinase. Gene Ontology annotation, biological process: protein phosphorylation. Lineage: Eukaryota; Evosea; Eumycetozoa; Acytosteliales; Cavenderiaceae. Gene Ontology annotation, molecular function: protein kinase activity; acyltransferase activity, transferring groups other than amino-acyl groups; ATP binding. The record is from RefSeq and is a predicted model, not a curated record. The transcript is spliced from 4 exons. Bases 1 to 1941 code for a protein of 646 amino acids.
AUGGAUACAGUAGUUCAUUCAAAUGACCUUUUGUCAGGUUAUAAAUUGGUGGCACAUUUGAGAAGUGGAGGAGAGGGAAGAGCAAUAUUAAUGGAAAAGGAUGGUCAAAAAUAUGUUUGUAAACAAAGAAUAUUUGAAAAUAUUUUUGAAGCCAAUGCUGGUUUAAAAGAGGCAUACUCUUUGGCAAGUAUUAAACAUGAAAAUAUUAUUGGUUUUGAAGAAGUAUUCCUUAGAACUGUUCCAGGUGAUGACCAGAUUUAUCUGUGUAUCAUCACAGAGUUUUGUUCAAAGGGUGAUUUGUUGGAUUACUUAUUUGACUUUAUAAAAUCAAAUGGAAAUCUUGGUGACUCCUCGUCGUCGUCGUCGUUGUCUUCUACUUCCACAUCCACCACCACCUCAUCGUCAAUGUACUCUUUGAGUGAAGGUAUCGAACACUCUAUUUCUACUGGUAGUAUGGGUAGCUAUACUGGCAAAGACAGUGGAGACGAUGUACCUAUUCAAUCCACAUCUACAUCGACAACAUCAACCUCUAAAAUCGAAAUAUCAUCCACUCUUGAAUUCAGCAACAGCUUUAAAUUAAAAGAAACUAGAUCAAUGAAUCAAUCAAUGUCAUCAUUAUCAAUUCAAUCAAAUAAUAAUAAUAGUAAUAAUAGUACAAAUAGUGUGAGUUCACCAAAAUCAUCAUGGAUGGCAGCAUCACCAUUCCCUCCACUUGCAGAUCCAGGUUACAUUCCAAAAGCCAUUGCAAUUGAAUGGUUAACACAACUAUGUUUAGCAAUGCAAUCAUUACAUCGUGAACAUUUAAUUCAUCGGGAUAUCAAGAGUGAGAAUGUAUUUAUAGGUGCAAAUGAUACCCUCAAAAUUGGUGAUUUUGGUUUGGCAACAAAGUCUGGUGCAACCACCAAAAAUCAUGGAAAGGUUGGAACAUACAAUUAUUCAGCACCAGAAGUAUUGAAUGGUAAAUCAUACGAUAGAUCUGCCGAUAUAUUCUCACUUGGUUGUGUAUUUUAUGAAGUGUUGACACUCAAACUAUUGGUUCAAAAUAGACUUUACUUUGGUGAAGAAAUAUUACAAGAUAAAUUUGAUAAAAUGAAAUUCCUUUCUGAUUUUCCUUCUCAAUAUCAAUAUUUAGGACCGUUGGUAUUAAAAAUGUUGGAUGGAAAUAGUGCAUUGAGACCAUCGAUUGAAUCAAUUUUGAAUAAAUUAAAUGGAACUCAAAACAUGUCAAACAAGAGUCUUGUAUUCACACCCAAACGAAAACUGACAGGCAUAAGAAAACAAUUGGGUAAAGGUGACAUUAAAGAAGCAUCUGAAGUUUUGGGAAGAGCUCUUGCAUAUGAUUUAAGAUUUUCAACUUUGUUUGCUCCCGAUGACCCAGAAUCUACAAAUAUCAGAACCGAGUUUAUGAAAUUUACUUUAAAAAUAUUUAUUAAAAGAAGAGGCCAAAUUUGGGGAUAUUAUGGUAAAGAUAAUAAAUUACAAAGUGUUAGUAUAUGGCAUACACCAGAUGUUAAAAAGAAUAUUAGAACUGCAGAUUUAUGGAUUGGUAAAUUAAAGUUUGUCACCAAGGUUGGGUUGGCUCGUUGUAGGAUGGCAGGUCAAACUUUAAAGGCUAUCAAUGAAAUUAUGACCAAUGAAAAUGGUGACAAGAAUUGGUUCCUUCCAUACAUUGGAACAGACGAACAGUAUAGAGGAAAUGGUGUUGGUACCUAUGUAGUGGAAUCAGUUCUUGAAUGGGCCGAUCAUAGUGGCUAUCUUGCAAAGACACUUUGUCUAUCAAAAGACAGUUUCCCAUUUUUCCAACGACUCGGUUUCGAAGUUGACAAGGAAAUACGUGGUGGUAUAUUACCAUCUCACGUAGAAGUAGUUUAUAUUUUAAAGAGACCUCCAAGAUUAUCAUUAUCGACAUCUGAUCUUAGUGAAUUAAUUAAUAUUAAUUAA